Molecule: messenger RNA, 894 nt
Organism: Penicillium cosmopolitanum
Lineage: Eukaryota; Fungi; Ascomycota; Eurotiomycetes; Eurotiales; Aspergillaceae
Exons: 1
Coding region: 1-894 (297 amino acids)
Source: RefSeq, a predicted model, not a curated record
AUGAGCACCCGUGGACGGCCCCCCGGCAGCGCCCCUCGGCCAACCACCCCACCAGACCCCACCCUCACCACUCGCCCAGUCCCAAGGUAUCGCAAUUUUAGACCAAUUUGUUUUGGGCAAGGCACGGCGUCAGAUCUGCCAUUGCGAUCUGUGGUCGAACUGGAUGGUCUCCUUGAAGCCGGUCCUGCUCCUGCAUUAUCCAGGGAAAAAUUCUCUUAUAGGCCGAUUGAUAGGGUGCGCGAAUUACUGGAACUAGUCUGUGACCAAGAGCUCACCACAAACCCGGAUGAAGUUCCUUGUGGUAUUUCUACAUGGGGUUUUUGGGUCUUCGUUACAGAAUAUUCCUCUUCAGUUCUUGAAAAAGUGCCUGAGGCAAUGGAAAACCUAGUGAAAGUAACUGAACGCAAUCUACUCGAUAGCCUACCAGCCUAUGGAGGUGAAGUAGCCCGCCGCUUCAAGCUUAACGUGGUUCAAGAUAAAGAAGUCCUAGAAGGUGCUUCAGAUGAUCGUAUCAGGGAAGAGUUUAAAUCAUUACUUCGUGGGCUUAAUUUUAUGAAUGAAGAGGACUGUCCUACCCCUAUGCUGGGAUGGACUAUGGUUUGCUUUGUCCUUGAUGAGAUGGCUAUUACUAUGCUGGCAAAUCUUGAAUUUGGCGAAGAGGAUACUAUGAGAGACUAUAAAGCCUUUAAAGGGAAAAACGUCAAAGUCGUGGAUCUUUUUUGGGUUCGUCAACCAACUGAAUGGCCGGAUUCAGUUGUCCCAAAUGCUCGCCCAUACCGGGGCGCGGACGAGUGUCCUAUAGUCUUCUUACGAUAUUUGUACCGUCGUCUCACUAAAGAGACAUGGGGAGGGACUUUGGAGGAUCUUUUUCCCUUGCAAAAUACGUUCUAUUAG